AAAGCUUUUCAGAACAAGCAUGGGUGAAAAAAAGCUCUUGAAACCCACCUUGGAGACUCCGGCUUGUUGCAGGCCUUGGGAAUAUUUGUGCAGUGUCUAAGGCAGCUGCCUCUCCACCUCUUGGGCACGCAGCUGGGGGUUGUGUCGGCUGAACCUCAUCCUCCAUGUCCAUGGGUCGUGGCCAUGCUCAGCAGUCGCAUGAGUGGGAAGAGCAGUUAUAGUCCGUACUCUGCUGGGCUGCGGAGGAAGGUCUCAAAGGCCAGAGGGCACGUUCUGGAGACGGUCUCCAACCGAGCCAGCGUGUGGCUGAAGGACCUGCCACGGCGCGAUGGCCUGGACACGUCGACCUCCAGCCUCGUGGAUUUGUCUCCGGCGGGCGCUGGGGGCACACUCAAGCGCCCGACCAGCCUCAGCCGCCAUGCCAGCGCGGCCGGAUUCCCUCUAUCCCCGGCCAUCCCCUGGGGCUUCGCCAAGGGACACAGGGCCCAGGCAGCUCACAGCCCCUGUGAAGGCAUCGAAACCAGCUUGACAGAGCCGGAGGACAUUUCACAGCUCCUCGCCGACGUGGCGCGCUUUGCGGAGCGGCUGGAGAAACUGAGGGAUGUGGUCCUGAGGGAGGAUGGGCUGGAGUCCAGGCGAGCGUUCGCCCACGAGUGCCUCGGGGAAGCUUUACGGAUUCUCCGGCAGGUCAUCAGCAGAUAUCCUCUGCUGAACACCCUGGAGACUUUGACGGCGGCAGGGACGCUCAUCUCCAGGGUCAAAGGUUUCCAUUACGAAUCCAAUAAUGAAACAGACAAACGGGAAUUUGAAAAGGCCCUGGAGAUGAUCGCCGUCUCCUUCAGCAGCACGGUCUCCGAGUUCCUCAUGGGGGAGGUAGACAGCAGCACCCUCCUCUCGAUCCCUCCUACUGAUCAGAACCAGUCUAUGGAAAACCUGUAUGGAGGGAUUGCUGGGCAGGGUCCGGAAGAGGUGUUGGACAGCAUGGAAGACUUCAGCUCAAUCCGUCUGUCGGCCGAAGAAGUGGAUGUCCUCCUGCAGAAGUGCGAGGGAGGGGUGGAGGUUGCCCUCAAGUACGCCAAGAACAUCUCCAAGUACAUGAAAGACCUCAUGUACUACCUGGAGAAGAGGACCGCCCUAGAAAUGGAGUUUGCCAAAGGACUACAGAAGAUGGUGAAUUCCUGCAAGCAAACGAUCAGCCAGGAGCCCUUCAUGCCAUUUUCCUCCAUCUAUUCCCUGGCGCUGGAGCAAGAUGUGGAAUAUGGAGCCAGCUCCCUGCAAGCAGCCAUCACUUUGCGAACGGAAACAUUCCUGCAGCCGUUGACUGCAAGGCGUCUUGAACAUGAAAAGCGUCGGAAAGAGAUCAAGGAGCAGUGGCACCGCGCCCAGCGGAAGCUGCAAGAGGCCGAGAGCAAUUUGCGGAAGUCCCGGCAGAUGUACAUGCAACGCUCGGAGGAGUCCGAGAAGGCCAAACACGUCAUGGUCAAGGCAGAAGAAGAACAGCUAGUGGCCAGCAGCAGUAGCAGCAGCGCCACCACCACUAAGGCCCUGGACAAGAAGCGGCGAGUGGAGGAGGAGGCCAGGAACAAGGCUGAAGAGGCCAUGGCUACUUACCGGACCUGCAUCGCCGAUGCCAACACGCAGAAGCAGGAGUUGGAGGACACCAAAGUGACUGCCUUGCGUCAGAUCCAUGAGGUGGUCAAGCAGAGCGACCAGAUCAUAAAAUCGGCCACCAUCUCCUUUUACCAAACGAUGCACAUGCAGACGGCGCCGCUGCCCGUCUACUUCCAGACCUUGUGCGAGAGCAGCAAGCUGUAUGACCCCGGGCAGCAGUACGCCUCCCACGUCAAGCGGCUGCAGAGGGGAGGCGAGCCGGAGACGCAGUAUGACUUUGAGCCGUACGUCUCGCAGAACAACUGGUCUCCGCUGACUCGGGCACGAAAAACGAGCUUCACCACCAGCGACUUUGCGACCGUGAGUGGAUCUGACGUGGCCGGCAAAGAGGAUGCGGCCUCCGAGGGAGAAGGCGCUGCCAUGCAGAGCCGGUCAGCCAACCUUGAGCGGCGAGGUGGGCGGGGUCACCAGGCACACAAGUCCUGGCCAACAACUAUUGCAGAGACAAAGAGCAGCCUGGAAUCCCAUGCCGCGAGCUCAGGUGGGUUUCCCCAGAAAUCCCAGCAGAUGCCUUCCAAUGGGACAUUGUCUCCCGGAGAGGAGUCAGAUGGAAAUUCGCCUUCAUUUGAGCAGAGUAUCAACGACAUGACCCCAGAAAUCACACCCACCGGCCCUUUCCGGAACAUCGGCCUAUCCAAAGCUGCCCAGACCCACAGGCUGAGGAAGCUGCGGACCCCUUCCAAAUGCCGGGAAUGCAACAGCUACGUCUAUUUUCAGGGAGCUGAAUGCGAAGAGUGUUACUUAGCCUGCCACAAAAAAUGCCUGGAGACGUUGGCCAUUCAGUGCGGGCACAAGAAACUCCAAGGCAAGCUGCAGCUCUUUGGGAGGGACUUUGCCCAGGCCUCCCACACCAGCUCUGAUGGGGUGCCUUUCAUCGUGAAGAAGUGCAUCGGCGAGAUCGAAAGGCGAGCCAUGAAAACAAAGGGCAUCUACCGUGUCAACGGGGUGAAAACCCGAGUGGAGAAACUCUGCCAGGCCUUUGAGAACGGGAAAGAGUUGGUUGAGUUGUCUCAGGCCUCCCCGCACGACAUCAGCAACGUCCUGAAGCUCUACCUGCGGCAGCUUCCGGAGCCCAUCAUGCCCUUCCGCAUGUACAAUAGCCUCAUGGGGUUGGCCAAGGAGAGCAUGCAGGGUGGUCCCGAGGUCAAGGCCGGGAAAAGCAUCACCGAGCUGGUGGACAAAGGACCCGAGACGGAGAAGGUGGUGGUGACGCUGGUGACAAAGCUGAGGGAGCUGCUGAGGGAGUUGCCGCCCGAGAACUUGGCCACUCUGAAGUACAUCGUGCUGCACUUGAGGAGGAUUGUUGAAGUCGAACAAGACAACAAGAUGACCUCUGGCAACCUUGGGAUUGUCUUUGGCCCCACGUUAAUGCGACCGCGGCCGACCGAGGCCACCAUCUCCCUCUCUUCUCUGGUCGACUACCCCCAUCAGGCUCGCAUCGUCCAAGCCCUCAUCAUCUUCUACUCUGCCAUCUUUGAAACUGAUGGCACAUUUCCAGAAGGGUCGGAAGAGACAAUGAAGGAAGACAGAGGUGCAAUCGCUAACCAGGAAGAAACAUGCCCACAGCCACAUGAUGGAGUCCCAUACCUUGUGGCAUCCGAUGAGCAGGAAGAGGCUGCCCUUCAUGAAGACCUGUACAGAGAAUCCAGUACUCAUUUCAUCGAUUCGGAUUCCGACCCAGACGAUGAAACAGAGGCAGGCGCCGAAAGAGCUCUGCGGGUGGCCUCAGCUCCGCGAGGCAGUGAAACAAGUGGCGACGAGGAAACACCAGAUGAAGCCAGCGAGGAAGGAACACUGAGCCGAACAUGCAGCGUCGGGCAGUCGGACUCCGAGGAUGUCUUGGUGCCACAGCGCUCCCCAAUCCAGGGGGAAGGCUGCUGGGAUCCGGAGGAGGAUGCCGUUUUCAGGAGAGGGGGCGACAGGGAGAAUGCAGAAGGGCCCCCGGAAGGCUACACCACCAACUAGUCCAAUAACACAACCUUUUUGUGCCUGCUUUUCGGCUGCAAGAUAUUAGGGCAAGAACCCAUAACCACCAUUUUCCUGGCCUCCAAAAUGAAAUCAUGCAAUGAAAACUUGAGCAAAGAGGAGGAGAAAGCAGCCUGGAUUGUAAAGGUUGGCAAUGAAUAGACAGAACUCCAGGACCACUCCUGCAAAGUGGAUGAGCCAAAAUACUUUUUAAUCCCGCCUUUUAAACACAAAGGUGGUUAUCUGUCCUCCCAUUUUGGAAUUCUCCCUAAGACUGGAGAGACAUCUGCAAAAUGCACAGAAAUUAAGGCAGGGCAGAGCGAGCCGUUUAAUUAUUAUUAAUCGCCUUGCCCAGAGCCAGAAGGAAGACCUCCGUGUAGCAUCGAGUGGGGUUUCAAAAAAGGGGGCAGUGGGUUUUUUUUACCUGUUGCACACCUCUGCUUUCUGUGAUCCCCAAGAAAAUAUACAUAACUCAUUAAGCUACAAAUAUAAUGAAGUAAAAGUCUGCCAUCCACAUACUUUAUGUGGCUUGUCGCCACUGAGCCUAGUUUGCUGGAUGAAUUCAAUCUCACCUUUCAAUCCAGCAAAACUGCAUCUCUGCGCAGGGACCACUUAGACCAAGAGCAAAAGAUAUAAAUCCUUUCAUGAACAGGAGUUGCUAGGGAAGGCUGGUAGCUCAGUGGCAGGCAAAGUCCCAGGUUCAAUCCUCAAUGGCUUCUCCAGGAAGGGCCGGGAAAGUCCUCUCUCUCAAACCUUAGAGAGCUGCUGCCAGUCAGUGUAGACUGUGCUGAAUAGAUGGAGCAGUUUCAGUAUAAGGCAGGCUUCUACAUUCUGCUCCUAGGUAUUUAAGACUCAAGACCCACGUCACGUAUUUAUUUCUGCACAAAUUAAGAUGGCGGGUCGCUGGGAUUGCACCAGCACUGUGCUUCACAGCAUGCCCAGCCCUCAUAUAAACUAAGUCUUAGAAAAUAUAUAGUAGUAUUUUGAAAGGAAAGAAGGGGGAAAACUGGGGCUCACUGUAAAAGAGACAGGUCUUAAGGCUCCCUGUGUCACCCCUAAUAACGUGACAGUUCCGCAGAAUAUGUGAGACAGUAACGGAGAAGAGAGCCUUUUUACAAGGCUAGCAGAUCCAUGGAAUUGUAUGCAAAAACCAUUUUUAGCAUUGUUACAGAAGGCCCCGCAGGAUUAGGCCCAUCUAGGCCAGCCUCCUGUUCGCACAGUGGCCUGUCAACGGGAAGCCUGCAAGGGGAACCUCAGCACAACAGCACUAUCUUGUACCAGUGGCUUAACACAGGACGCUGAAUGAUCUUUCAAGACUCUUUCAUCCUUUAACAAGAAUGGCAUUUUUGGCAAAUCGCAAGGCAGCAGCAUUUUUCUUUGAGGGGACCCGAGAGAGACUAAGGUACCAUGGCAUGUGAGUGUUUUGUGUUUGUAAAGAAUGGAUGAGGGAAGAGAGUUGAGGUUCAAGUCUUAAUAUCUUCUGCUUUUAAUUAUUUGUAGAUAACAUUUUCUUCCUAUAUGGAGGAGCAAGCCUGAGGAUGCGCUGGGUCGCUUUUUAAAUGCUGCACUCUCAAUCCUGUACCCAAGAGAGUUUUUGUAACAACUGCAUGAAAAUAAAACAAGUGUACACCAUAAAUGUAGUGUGUCA
Rhineura floridana is the source of this 5284-nucleotide messenger RNA. It is a transcript of the gene ARHGAP45, whose product is annotated as Rho GTPase activating protein 45. Gene Ontology annotation, biological process: activation of GTPase activity; signal transduction. The coding region runs from base 184 to 3636 and encodes 1150 amino acids. Gene Ontology annotation, molecular function: GTPase activator activity. NCBI's taxonomy places the organism in Eukaryota, Metazoa, Chordata, Lepidosauria, Squamata, Rhineuridae. Gene Ontology annotation, cellular component: membrane. The record is from RefSeq and is a predicted model, not a curated record. The transcript has 23 exons.